UCAUCCAGCCCGGCCCUCAGUCAAACGCACCACUUCUCCAAGUCCAAUCAUAGCACGACGAAAGUCGUUCCCCGCCCCUACCCGUUCAGCAACGACGCGAAAUAAUUUCAUGCGUGCUGCUGCUUGACGGGAAAAGCCAGGAACAGAGACCGCAACAACUGCCACAGUAAAAGGAUUGGCCUGCACCGACUCUUGAGCUGCAAUACAUCUAAACCAAGAUGAAACAAAAAGAUCUGAACCCCGUACUACUGCUCGCCUUCCACCUGAUGGUGUCAAUUUACUCUUUCUUCACCUUCGUCCCCUACUACAUUUUCACUUGGAUGCUUUAUGGAUCUGAGUGGGACCAUGCUGUAAGAAAAAAGCAUAAUCCAGUUCCAGGAAAACUGGUGAGAUUGCUGUACCCUGGACUGGACACCCUGCCUAAGGUCUUUGAAUAUGUAGCUAUGAGAUUCCCCCACAGAGAAUGCCUCGGCACAAGAGAGUUGAUCAGUGAGGAAGAUGAGCUCCAGAGCAACGGCAAGAAGUUCAGUAAGGUUGUUCUUGGCAAGUACCACUGGCUCUCCUAUAAGGAGGCCCUCUCUGCAGCAUCCCAGUUUGGUUAUGGUCUGGCAGCGCUGGGGCAGAAGCCAAAACACAACAUUGCCAUCUUCUGUGAGACGCGGGCUGAAUGGAUGCUCGCUGCAAUGGGAUGCUUCAUGCAGAAUUUCACACUGGCCACCUUCUAUUCAACUCUGGGGGGCCCGGCCAUCGCUCAGGGACUGAAUGAGACAGAAGUUACGCACAUCAUCACCAGUACGAAGCUUCUGGAAACCAGACUCAAGCCUAUUCUAGUUAAAGUUCCAAAGCUGCACUGCAUCAUCAUAGUGGACAACACUCCAACCUCAUGGCCCGACUACCCCAGUGGCAUAAGCAUCCACAACAUGGCCGAUGUGCAGAGACUGGGCGCCAUACCGGAAAAGGCAAUUUGUGAGCAAAAUCAACCAAUAGCUUCCGACAUCGCGGUCAUCAUGUACACAAGUGGAUCCACAGGUCAUCCCAAAGGCGCCAUGAUCUCCCACAGCAACAUCAUUGCUGCCAUCAUUGGAUUGGCUGAACGAAUACCGAACUUGAGUGAGGAAGACACUUACAUUGGAUACCUUCCUCUGGCCCAUGUACUGGAGCUCAGUGCCGAGCUUGUGUGCCUUGCUCACGGUUGUAGGAUUGGCUAUUCUUCACCUCUGACUCUGGCUGACCAGUCAGCUAAGAUCAUGAAAGGCACCAAGGGAGACGUCACCAUCCUGCAGCCCACUUUAAUGGCAGCUGUCCCUGAGAUCAUGGAUCGCCUUUACAAGAAUGUGAUGGCCAAGGUUGAGGAGAUGAACUGCGUCCAGCAAACGCUCUUCACUCUUGCCUACAAAUACAAAUUGGAUCAGCUCAACAAAGGUUACAGCACGCCUCUGUGUGACAAGUUAGUCUUCAGCAAAAUCCGUGCUCUUCUGGGAGGUCGCGUACGAGUGUUAUUUUCGGGUGGAGCCCCACUCUCCGCUGAUACCCAACGCUUCAUGAAUGUGUGUUUCUGCUGCCCUGUGGGUCAGGGAUACGGCCUGACAGAAACCUGUGGAGCUGGAAGCAUUAGCCAGGUGUGGGAUUACAGCACUGGGCGAGUGGGAAGCCCACUAGUGUGCUGUGAGAUCAAGCUCAAAGACUGGGUGGAGGGGGGCUACCUUAACAUUGACAAGCCAUACCCACGAGGAGAGAUUCUCAUCGGAGGACCCAACGUAACAAUGGGUUAUUAUAAGAACAGGGGUGACCAAAGUGAUUUCUUUGUGGAUGAGAGCGGCCAGCGAUGGUUCUGCACUGGAGACAUUGGAGAGUUUCAUGAAGACGGAUGCCUCAAGAUCAUUGAUCGUAAGAAAGACCUUGUGAAGCUGCAGAUAGGGGAAUAUGUCCCUUUAGGAAAAGUGGAAGCUACGUUGAAGAAUUGUCCUCUAGUUGACAACAUCUGUGCCUAUGCUAAAAGUGAUAAGACAUACGUGAUUGCCUUCGUGGUGCCCAACCAGAAGCACCUGCAAGCGCUAGCUGACCAAUAUGGCGUCAGCGGCACCCUGGAGGAACUUUGCAAGGACCAGGUGAUGGAAGAACUGGUGCUCAAGGUCAUCACAGAGGCUGCUGUGGCAGCUCAACUCGUGAGCUUUGAGAUUCCUCGCAAGAUCCACCUGAGUCCAGACCCGUGGACCUCUGAUAUGGGACUUGUGACCGAUGCAUUCAAGCUCAAGCGAAGGGAGCUGGAAAUGCAUUACCGGAAUGAGAUUGCAAGGAUGUACGAUGGGGAGUGAUGUCAUGGACCACGACAGUCCAUGUGCAAAGCAGAAAUAUGCAAAGUUCCAAAAUACGUGGGUUUUGUUUUACCUUUGGACUCUUACCAGGCCCCACUUCGGUUGCUCCUACUUGAAUUUGAAGCUGAAUUUAAGCAGAAUGAUUACAUACUACCUGCAGACAUGAAGUUUCCAGAAAGUGUUAACGAUUUGUCUGCUGCUGCCUUUUCCUUUCUUGUCUGUGUGUACGACCUUGGUGUCAAGUGUUUUAUUGUUUCAGUUGGGACUUAUGAAACAAGACUGCGCUGUGCUAAAACGUUGCUGUCUGGUGAACUCGUUUUGAGUUCCACGGCAAACAGAUUUCCAUUGCAUUUGAUUGCACGCUUUUAUUUUUGUCACAGAAUUGUUGAUUCAUCCUUUUUGAAAUCUCUCCAUUAUUUUUAAUUUUGUCUGUCCUGCAGGUCAGGAGACGCUUUGGUUUUUUGGCCUGAAUAUUGAUCUAAAAUGUUAAAAUUCGAUGACGGUGUUAUCAAGCAUGUUUAGCACAUUGAUUCCAAAGGUACUGAAUAAUUGCACGUUAAAACUGAGCAUUUCCUAAACUGUUUUCAUAGCACAUUGUUAGGAUUGUGUAUGAAGUACACUGCUUUGAGAUUAUUUCAAAGUAGGAAACCGAAUGGGCUGUUUAGUCUGCUCAGCUAUUGUACCAAAACGGAGCGUACUUUUCAGUGUUCUGAUCACACACUCAGAAAGUCAUUUAUUUAUGUUUCUUCCAGUGGUCUGUAAUCAGUGUCAUUUUGAUGAACAGUGCUAACGCGAAAAUGUCUAAUUCCGAGCCAAGAAAGACAUUUGAUUACAGAAAAUGUCAGAAGGAAGAAACACUUUUGCUCACGUGACUUUCAAGGCAUGGCCUUUUCUUUUUUUAAGACAAAAAUGACUCCAGUGUAUCUAAGCUAUAGACAGUCUGAGAAUUCUGAGACUUGGCUUUAACCACUACAUGUAGGGACCAUGAUAACGUUUUUAUAACCUUUGGUUGGGGUUUUCUUUCUUUGAAGGUGUGCUUGAGGGUGAAAUGAAAUGUCAGUUAAAAUUACAAUCUCUCAAUAUCACGUGUCAUUAUAAUGUGUCAUUAUAAUGUGCCAUUAUAAAUGGAGACGUCACUCGCAACAAUGAUUUGUAUUUAAUUUAUGAGUUCCUUUUUUCUUUGUAAAAAUCAAAAGGAAAUAAAUUUCUGUUCUCUGUAAA
Molecule: messenger RNA, 3536 nt
Organism: Hippocampus zosterae (dwarf seahorse)
Lineage: Eukaryota; Metazoa; Chordata; Actinopteri; Syngnathiformes; Syngnathidae
Gene: acsl3a
Product: acyl-CoA synthetase long chain family member 3a
Exons: 15
Coding region: 219-2315 (698 amino acids)
Biological process (GO): neuron differentiation; long-chain fatty-acyl-CoA metabolic process; long-chain fatty acid metabolic process
Cellular component (GO): lipid droplet; plasma membrane; endoplasmic reticulum
Molecular function (GO): long-chain fatty acid-CoA ligase activity
Source: RefSeq, a predicted model, not a curated record